Molecule: messenger RNA, 2458 nt
Organism: Perca flavescens (yellow perch)
Lineage: Eukaryota; Metazoa; Chordata; Actinopteri; Perciformes; Percidae
Gene: hs3st3b1a
Product: heparan sulfate (glucosamine) 3-O-sulfotransferase 3B1a
Exons: 2
Coding region: 122-1234 (370 amino acids)
Molecular function (GO): [heparan sulfate]-glucosamine 3-sulfotransferase activity
Source: RefSeq, a predicted model, not a curated record
UUUAUGUUAAGGGAAAUUGCGCACCGGUUGGCCAGGAUCUGAGUCAUGGCAGAGGAGUGAGGCGCCUUUGCCAAAAUGCCUGUUAACUGGAAUAGGCCUGUAACUUUUUCACGGCGGUCCUAUGGAAUAUAGUCCGAUUUUACACAAUCUAUAUGUUGUGCCAUCAUCCCACGUGAAAAACAAACUAUUUGUGUUCUGCAUAAUGCUGUCCCUCUGGGUGUAUAUGAUUUAUUGUUGUGUUGGCUACUGCUCAACUAUGCCAAACCUGGCGUACGGCUCGGUAAACAGACAUGAAAAAGAUUCAGAAGUUGACAAUCAGGAGUCCUCUCUCGGGGCUUCCAGGGACUUGCUGAAUAACGAAAACGAUUUGGACAGCAGAGGAGAAGAGUGGGAUGAAAUUAGAGGCGAGGCGAAGGCGUUGGACGAUAAUGCCAUGUCAGGUUUCCUCAAUGAGUCGGAAAGUAAAAAGUUGCCCCAGGCGAUCAUCAUCGGGGUGAAGAAAGGAGGGACCCGGGCGCUGCUGGAGUUUCUGCGCCUGCAUCCAGACAUCAGAGCGGUGGGAGCAGAGCCGCACUUCUUCGACCGCAACUACGACAGGGGACUGAAGUGGUACAGGGAAUUGAUGCCCAAGUCAUCAGAGGGCCAGCUGACGAUGGAGAAGACCCCCAGCUACUAUGUCACCAAGGAGGUCCCUGCAAGAAUCUACACCAUGUCUAAAGACACAAAGCUGAUUGUAGUUGUCCGGGAUCCCGUCACCCGGGCCAUCUCAGACUACACCCAGACUCGCUCCAAGAAGCCGGACAUCCUCUCUUUCGAGAGCCUGACCUUUAAGAACAUGUCAGCGGGUCUCAUUGACACCACAUGGAGCGCUGUUCAAAUUGGCAUGUACGCUAAGCACCUUGAGCGCUGGCUCCAGUACUUCCCUACGGAGCAGCUGCUGUUUGUCAGCGGAGAACGUCUGAUUAGCGACCCUGCAGGCGAGAUGGCUCGCGUCCAGGACUUUCUUGGGCUCAGGAGGGUGGUCACAGAGAAGCAUUUCCACUUUAACCCAGCAAAGGGCUUCCCCUGCCUUAAGAGACCUGAGGGGAACAGCAAGCCACACUGCUUGGGCAAAACCAAAGGCAGGACCCAUCCUAAUAUUGACCCAGAGGUAGUGCAGAGGCUAAGGGACUUUUAUAAACCCUUUAAUAGCAAGUUUUACCAGAUGACUGGUCAUGACUUUGGCUGGGACUGAGAGGAAAUCUAUGAUGAUGGACUUAUGCUGGUCCCUUGUCUAAAUUUUCACUCUGGAGAUAUUGUUAUGCCGUGUAUGUACAGUAUUUGGUGGAUGUGUAAAAAGUUCAGAAAUCUAUUUUAUGAUAAUUUAUUGUUAUGAUAUUAACUCACUAAGCUGCCUAAGCAGGUUUAUUCAUGAUCCACAACAUGCUUCAUGUUCCAGUUUUAAUUCUCAUCAAGUACAUAAACAUUUUUAUAAAAGCACAAUGUUUUUACGGGUAUAACGAGCAGGGUCAGUAUUCUUUUUUUCCCCAAGGAAAUUUUUUUGGCCUCGUGGAUAAAUUCUUCUUCUCUUAUUUUUCCAAAUGUUGCUUUUGCUUCACCUUAAGCUGAAUGAGAUCCAACUUUACAAACAACUGGUAAUAUCCCCUUAACAUUUGCCUGACCCUCAGAGGUCUAUGGACCCUCUUAGUCAGGUCGAUACAGGACUCAGCUGAUCCAGUGCCACUUGCCAGGUGGAUCAAUACAGUAAUAGCUCCUCAUCAUGUCAAUUAGACCUGAGUGAUGGCACUGCCUUGAUCUCUCGAGCACCGCAAUAAAACAUGGAUCCAUUAAUGGUUGUAAGUUUAUGGUUGACCCUUGAGCCAACUUUAAAUUAAUAUAAUAAUAUACAUUUCCACUGCAAUGUUUUGACUUUAUGUCUAUUUAGGAAUGUUGAUUAGGAUACAAUAGCGGUCCUGUCACGAUACUUCUGGGAUGUUUAUUUUUCUUCCAAAAACCUGCUGCACAGGCUUCAAAAAGCCUAAUCAUGUAUUGCUCUUUCCAAAAAGGAAAAUUAUUCAUAUGGCUUAAUCACAUUCAUUGAUCUGUACUGAAAUGGCUUGCAUCAUCUUUUACAGCUUCUUUUAUUUUUUUUUUUUUUUUUUUUUACCACAGAUGAUACUAGAUGUGUUAAUGAUGCCCUUACUUAUGAUACACCAACUGAAAUAAGCAUCUUUGUAAUUUACUUUCAGCGAUAGCUGAAGAAAAGUAACAAUAAACUUACUUAGGACCAAAAUUCCUCGUGUAAAUUUCAAGUAUGGUUGAGUUUUAUUCAACCUUUAUAGACAUACAAUUGUCAGCAUUUUAACAGACGUCAUUCCAUAAUGAUGUAGUGCAACCCCGCUGUUAUAGAGGCACUAUGUUGCUGUAUGCAUUGUUUUACCAACAUGUACUGUAAAUCAAGCAGGUUUGACUGAGAAGU